Molecule: messenger RNA, 279 nt
Organism: Closterium sp. Yama58-4
Lineage: Eukaryota; Viridiplantae; Streptophyta; Zygnematophyceae; Desmidiales; Closteriaceae
Source: the annotation of a GenBank genome assembly
AUGACGCGCAUCGAGGGUCUCGUCCGUGAAUGGAUGGCGCAGGAUUUGCGCCUUGCCCGCGAGCGCAUGACUGAAUCAGCUCCGCCACAUGUGCAUCGUGGAACGAAUGACUUCAGCCCUCCUCCGCCACGCGGGGAGUCUGCACCACCUCCCGAUCGCGGUGCGCCCGACGCUGUUGGAGGCGAUGUCGGCGUGCAGCGCGGCGAUGCAGGCGACGUCAACACCGUCACUCCGGGUGAUGACGAUGUGGAGAUAUGGGUGCGCGGCGCCGACGAUUAG